This is a messenger RNA of Cotesia glomerata, 486 nucleotides long. RefSeq lists its product as uncharacterized. The record is from RefSeq and is a predicted model, not a curated record. NCBI's taxonomy places the organism in Eukaryota, Metazoa, Arthropoda, Insecta, Hymenoptera, Braconidae. Bases 78 to 386 code for a protein of 102 amino acids. The transcript is spliced from 2 exons.
UAAAAAUAUUCAAACAAAGACACAACAUUCGUCAACGCAAAAUUACAAAAUUUGUAACAGACAAAGAAGUUCACACCAUGCCAGAAAUUAUCGCCUCUGCAGAAAUGUUUCGCAUUCAAACAAAACAAUUGAUAUCUAACUUCGAUAGUGACUUCGUUAUUAAUACAGAUCAAACAGGAUGUCAAUACCAAUCAAUGUUUAAUAGGACACUGACGGAAAAAGGAAGCAAAACAGUGUUUGCAAAAGUACAAGACAUGACCAAGGUGUCACACUCAUAUACUGCACAAUAUAGCAUAACAUUAUCUGGAAAAUUACUAUCAGAUGUUUUUAUUUGUUUGCAAGAGCCUACAGGUGAUUUUGGGCCAAGAAUAAAGAAAAACGUAUAAGAAUAUUUAAAAAAAUACAAAAAUGUUAUUGUCACAUCAUCAAAAUCAGGAAAACUGACAACUACUCUCUAUAAAAAUUUUCUAGAGAAAUGUUUAAUGC